Molecule: messenger RNA, 6567 nt
Organism: Phlebotomus papatasi
Lineage: Eukaryota; Metazoa; Arthropoda; Insecta; Diptera; Psychodidae
Product: vitellogenin-A1-like
Exons: 4
Coding region: 154-6387 (2077 amino acids)
Biological process (GO): lipid transport
Molecular function (GO): lipid carrier activity
Source: RefSeq, a predicted model, not a curated record
AAUGUGAUUAUUUGCAAAAUUAUUGAUGCUGAUCACAGCAAAAAUAACAGUAUAAAAUGUCAAUUUGAAUUGGUUAAAGGUAUCAUUUGGCGUUUUCGCCUCUCACAGUAAAGUAGUGUCUUAACUGUGAACAAAUCCGUUUUGUCUACAACAAUGCGUAUCUUCAUUCUCUGUGCUCUGGUUGCCAGUGUUCUGGCCAACCAAGAUGCUGCCUUUAGUGCUCAUCAACAGUACACCUAUUCCGUUGAGUCCCGUACUCUUGCUGGAUUCCCUGAGCAGAAGGAUCAGUACUCGGGUGUCUUCUCCCGGGCCCGUCUGACCCUCUGCCAGAAGUCCAACAAUGAGGUGAUUGGACGUCUCACCAAGGCUGAAUAUGCUCCCUUCAAUGGUCAAUUGAUUGAAGGUUGGGCAUCUGAGGUGGACGAGAAGGCUCUGCCAUACAAACAGCAGCCAUUCUGUGAGAAACCUUUUAGCAUUCAGUACAAAAAUGGUGUCAUCCGUUCUGUUGCCUUCGAUCCAUGCAUGUCCAAUGAGCACGUUAACCAGGUUAAGGGUGUUGUAUCCCAAUUUCAACUUGAUCUUUCUGCUGAUAAUGCCAUUAAGUGCAAAUACAAUCAGAUUCCUGAUGCUCAGAAUCCAAAGAAAACCAUUGUUGGUGCCUAUAAAACUAUGGAAUCAAGUGUUACUGGUAAAUGUGAAGUUCAAUAUAGAGUAUCACCUGUUCCGGCCCAAUUUGCCGAGACUCAUCGUGAAUGGUUCCCAAUUCCUGAAUUGAAACAAAAUCAUACUGAUCAACAUGUUCAAAUUGUCAAGACUAAGAAUUAUGAUAAUUGUGAUAAACGUAUUGGAUAUCAUUUUAGUCUGCAGACAAUGGAGGAGAAUGAUGAUAAACCAAAUUCCAAUCAAAUGGGUGAUUUCUUUGCUCGUAGUUCCGUUUCUACUGUUUAUAUUACCGGACAACUUACCAAUUAUACCAUUCAGAGUGCUCAGACUUACAAUAAGGUUCAGAUUAACAAUAAUUUGAGGGAUGAUGAAGCUCCAAUGGUUGCUAGCUAUGUUAAGGUGACCCUUGAGGAAGUUAAGCCACUCCAUGGUGCAUGCCAGGGACCUGAUAAUGCCCUUCCUGUUGGUGAUCUUGUUAGCCGAUACAAUUUGCCAUCGGAUACCAGUAAUGCCAUUCGUCCAGUUCAAUCUGAUGAAGAUUCUAGCUCUAGCAGUUCCAGUUCAAGCAGUUCUAGCUCUAGCAGUUCCAGCGAGGAGGAUUCCAGUGAAGUGAAUCAACAUGCCAAGAAGAGUCAGCAACAACGUGAAAAAUUGGCUGAACGUCAGGAUCAGUAUGAGGCUGAGAAACAGGCUCAGAAUCAACGUUACAACCACGAGAACAAUCACAAUAAGUACCAACCCAGGUACCCAACACGUCGUCCUCAGGACUUUGAAACUGAACAACGUCUUAAGCGUUCCAGGAGAUCUGUUGUUGGACAUCAGCAACACGAACAGGACAAUAGGUACUUCGAAAAGAUGGAAGAAGCCAACUACAACAAACACAAAGCUCAAUCAAGUGACUCUAGUGAUGAUUCCUCUUCAUCAUCCUCAUCUGACUCAAAUUCCAGCUCAUCUUCCAGUUCUAGCUCUAGCUCUUCCUCCAGUUCCAGUGAUUCCUCUUCAUCUAGCGAAUCUAGCUCCUAUUCUGACAGCAGUAGCUCUUCCAGUGAGAGUGAUAGCCUCAGUGAGAGUCAGGAAUUCUGGCAUGCCAAACCAAAUAUGAAACAGAGUCCUGAACAUGCUUUCCUGCCCUACUUUGUCGGCUACAAGGGACACUCCAUUGCCUCCAAGGUUGACGUUGCCAAGAAGACCGUUGAAAUCUGCCAGGAAAUCGCCAAGGAUGCCCAGGAACCAUCUCAAUUGCCCAAACACAAUACCCUUGCCAAAUUCACCAUUGCCGUUCGGUUGAUCCGUACCAUGGAUCUCGAACAGAUUCAAUUUGUCGCUCAGAAACUCCAACUUGCCCAUGAGAAUGCUAAACGUCAGACCCCCGAUGACAAGUACAACCAAGAAAGCCUGCCCCAACAGCAUCCAGCCACUGAUGCCUGGUACACCUUCCGUGAUGCAUGUGCCGAAGCCGGAACUGGUCCAGCUGUUGCUGCCAUCUUCGAUUGGAUUGCCAAGAAGAAGGUGCAGAAGGAAGAAGCUGCACAACUCAUUUCAACUCUGCCCGAUAGCGUUCAGGCCCCCACUGACAAACUCCUCCAUGAUUUCUUCAAAAUGGCCACUAGUUCUCAGGUCCACCAACAGCCCCAACUCAAUGUAACCGCCCUAUUUGCCCUCACCAAGAUGGUGGAAAAGGUUGUUGUUAACAAUCAAACCUCCUACGAAUACUACCCAGUCAAUGUGUACGGACGUCUGGCUGACAAACGUUCUCCCAUCGUUCAUGAUGUCACCCAAUGGCUAUCAGUUCAACUGAAAGCCGCCAUCAAUCAUGAAGAUAGCCACAGAACUCUUACAUACAUCCGUUGUCUGGGUAAUCUUGGACAUCCUGACAUUCUUGCUGCCUUCGAACCCUACCUCGAGGGUGAUAGGCCCACCACUGACUUCCAGCGUGCAGCUAUUGUUGUUGCAUGUGAUCGUCUGGCUGAAAAUUAUCCAAAACUUGCCCGUAGUGUCCUUUACAAGAUGUACCAGAACAUUGGUGAAGCCCAUGAAGUUCGUUGUGCUGCUGUUAUGCAACUCAUGAGGACACAACCACCAGCUCAUAUGCUCCAGGCUAUGGCUGAAUUCACCCAUCAUGAUCCAUCUCGUGAGGUGAGAGCCUGCGUUAAGUCAGCCAUUCAGUCUGCUGCUCAGCUCAAUCAUGCUCACUACCAGGAAUUCGCUGCUGCUGCCCAAGCUGCUGAACCUAUGCUAACUGAAGAGGACUUUGGUGCAUCUCUGUCAUCUGUCAAUUUGCGUGAUGCUAUCCUUGAGAAAUUCAAUUUGGCUGCUUUGGCACAAUUUACCACCUUUGGAUCAUCUGAUAGCCUUAUUCCAUCAUCUGUUCAUGCCUUCGUUGAGAAGUCCUUCCGUGGCUACCGUCGUGAUACUCUUGCCUUUGCCAUGACCUCAUCUGUCAAUCAACUCUUUGAUCUCCUUGAUGAUCAAUUUGAAGCCAAUCCUCAUGCCUCAUCAUCACCCUUCGCCAAGGAUCACCAUGAUAACGAUAAGACUAACUACCGUGCCCAGAAGGCUGCUGCUAAGAGUAAGAAGGCUAGCUAUGCUGCAUCUGGUGGUGCACCAAAGGCUGCUGGCUAUGCUGAUUGGACUUAUGACAAAAUCUAUGAUAUCCUCAAGGUCCAACCUGAUCAGGAGGAACCCGUUGAGGCUCAGUUCUUGGUUAAUCUUUUGGGAUCUGAGAGAUUCUUUGCCUUUGGCAAUCAGUCCGUUGAUCAGAAGUUGCCAGCAUUCAUUCGUGAAAUGGCUGAUGCUGCUAAGCAAGGAUACAAUUUCCACUAUUCCAAGAUGUACUAUCAGGAUCAACUUACUGUUGCCUUCCCCAUGGAAUCUGGUUUGAUCUUCUACCAUCAAUUUACUGUGCCAACUUAUGUGUCCGUUACUGGUGACGUUAAGGCUAAGUCACAGCCUGAUGCUGCCAAGGCUGGUCCACGUGAUGAAGAUAAGAGCAAUCCAAUUCAAAUUCCUGAUACUAUCAAUGCUACAUUGUCUCUGCAUUUGGUCUAUGCUGCAACGGUUCAGAGUCAAACUGGAUUCUUUACGCCACAGGAUCAACAGAGGUACAUUGCUGGACAUACCAAGAAGUAUCAGGCUAAUCUACCAUUGUCUGUUGCUGUGGAAAUUGAUCUGAAGAAUAAUCAUUUUGCUGCUACAGCACGUCCCCUGUUCCCCCAUAAGGCUAUCAAUGUUGCUCACUACAGCAGUUGGCCAUAUACCGCUCGUAAGGACAUCUUGGAUCUUCGUCCAGUGGCUGAGGCUAAGGAUAUCAAGACUCUCCAUCUUCGUCCAUCUGUUGCCCUCAAUACCGUCUAUGGUGAUAAGGCUACGGGUAUGGCUUUCCGCAUCUACGGUGAUCAUGAAAUUCGUACACCUGUUAGCAAUGCCCUAUGGCGCCAUGUUUUCCAGCAUCGUGACAAUUUUGAAGAAUUUGCCGCAUUCCCAUGGGCUGCCCACUUUGCUCCUCAUGCUAACCUCGAUGUUGCCUUUGAUGCCGAAAAGAGUUCAGCCUCAGCUGUUACUUUCUAUGCCAACUGGGCUAAGCAGUAUGAUGCUGAAUAUGGACCAGGUGGACAACAAAAGAGUCAAGCUGCCCAGGCUAGGGCUUCACCAAAAUCUGGCUAUGACAAUAUGGCUGUUCCAAUUAGCCUCAAUCCCGACAGUACUCGUCGCCAAGAACAGUAUCUUCAGGCAGCUGGUGCUGGUAUUAAGAAUAGCAAAUCCUACAUGUUUGGCUGUGGUGCUGUCUUCCAUCGUGGUCAACAGGGUGCAAACUUCGAUAAACAAUCCCAAGUGGCUCACUACAUUGCCACAAUGGCCGCUGCUGAUAGUGCAGUCUCUGAUAAAUCUCGUGCACUUCUCUUUGUCGCCGCUGUCCCAGCUAAGGCUACCCCAAUGCAUCUGUGUGCAGUUGCCGAAUCAAAACUACCAUCAGUUGCUCAGUUGAAUUUCAAGCAUGCCCUAGAAACCGUUGCCGGUGGUGAAGUUAAUGCAGAUAUCCUUAUUGGUAUGGAUAAGUGUGAUAGUGUUGAUGCUUUCCAUGCUAAGGUUAAUGGUAAGGUUGGACAGAAUGAUGCCUUCCGCAAGUACAUUCGUCAGACGCCCGAGGGACAACAGUGUCUGCAACAGAUGGAACAUGGUGAUCAUCAAUUGCCAGCUUGUCAAAAUGCCACACAACGUGCUGCACUUAUGCAAGAUGUCAACUUUAUGAUUGAAUACAACUUUGAUCAUCCACAAAUGGAAAAUUUCACCGGUGAAGCUGUUGCUUUUGCCAGAUACUUCAGUGCUGGCUUCAACUGGGAAGAAGAUCACACUUAUGAGGGUAAACAGGGACGUGUUCAGUUCCAAUAUCAACUUUCUCCAUCUGGCUACUAUGGUAACUUCACCCUUGCCACACCAAAUGUGAAGGCUAAACUGACCAAUGAACAUCUCAAUCCAUGGUUGAGGGCUGCUCUCAAUGUUCAUCCUGAUCAGGAUCUGUUCGAUCGUAUGGCUACUGAAGCCUUCCAGGAACAAUACAAUCCAACUUGCAGUAUCAAUCGCAACAAAGUGGCUACAUUUGAUCAAUCUGUCUUCAAUUACAACUUCGGAAAGUGCUGGCAUGUUGCCUACAUUACUGAUACCGAUGAAGAGGUCAAUGGUAGCAACAGUGAGGAUUCUGGUGAGGAAGUUGAUGAUGAGGAUGUUGCUAUUUUGGUGCGUCAACCAAAUGGUGAUGAUGAUAAGGAUGUUAUGGUUGUCCUUGGACAACAGGAUCAGCAUGAUUAUGUUAUCUAUAUGCCAGCUAAGGAUGUUCAGGCACGUCAUGUGUACGUUGAUGGCCAGAAGAAGCCAGUGAAUGAGAAGGAAGCCAUUGAGAUCUUCAGUGAAGAUGAUGCUCAACAGCCAUUGGCUAGAAUCUACUGUGGACCAGUUGGUGAGGUUACCGUUGACAUUCGCGAUGGUGAUGUUACAGUUAAGACCAACGGACAAACAGUAACAAUUGACAGUAGUGAAAAUCGUGGUCAGGUCCUUGGUGUCUGUGGAACAAAUGAUGCUGAACGUGAGAAUGAUAGGAAGUCCCCAGCUAAGUGCUAUCAUCGUAGAAAUAGUCACUUUGUAGCAUCAUAUGCCCUGGAUGAUGCCACUUGCGAAAGUCAGGCUAAGGCUGUGAAGAAAGAUGCUGCUAAGGCUAAGUGCUUCCAGGAAGAACUCCUCUUUACCGAUGCCGUUACCGAUGUCGAAGCUGGACGUCAACACUACGGACGUGGUUUCAAUGCAUCCAAUUCAUCUGAAUCAUCAUCAUCAUCCAGUCAGGAUUCCUCCUCAUCUUUCUCAUCUUCCGACUCUUCUGAUUCCUCAGAUUCCUCCGAUAGUUCCUCAGCCGAUGACGAACAAAAAGCCGUAGCUGAGGCCAAUCGUAGGCACCAUGAGCAACAGAAGAAGUGCGAAACUAAACAUCAGACUCAGUACGUUGAACGCAACGGUGAAAUUUGCUUCACAAUUCGUCAAUUGCCAGCCUGUGAAUCCCCAUGCAAAGCCCAACAGAAGGUCCAGAAAUCCGUACCAGUUUACUGUAGGCCAGCAUCUGAGUCCCAGGCUCAACUCUACCGUCAGCAGAUCCGUAAGGGAGCUAAUCCCGAUCUCAGGGAUAAGGCACCAUCACGCAAAAUGCAAUUUGCCGUCCCACAGGCCUGCACCAUGUAAACGACUACCAAAGGACCCCCAAAGGACACCCAAAGGACACCCAAAGGACCCUCUAUCCAAAACACACAAAGUCCCUAUUUAUUGUACGUAGAUAUUUGUAGAAUGAAAGCAAGCUAGGAACCUCUUCAACUGAAGAGUCCAGAAAAAAUACAAAAAAAAAACAAUGAUUAUUACAUAAAA